AUGGAAAAAUGCAGUAGAAAUCUAAGAAAUCACGGUAUUACAAACACCUCACUUGUUUACGACGUAGAUCCCACUAUUGACUUUCAUAUCUACAGAAGGUCAUGUCUUCUGAACGCCGUUCCAGCGUUCAAUGUUGUUGGAGCUCAGUGGCAAGCAAUGCUGGUUGGACUUACUGGACUUGAAAGAGUUUACGCUUAUUUCUGCCCGAUACAGUACUACAAACUUAGGCGGACGAUACCAUACUUGCUCACGGGGCCUUUGGUGCUACUGUCGUUGGCAGCUGGUAUACUUACUGGAUUGUUUUUUAUUCGUAAUAUUACUGGGCCAUUUCUAUGUACUUUAAGUACUGCUUACGGAGGACUUUAUGGGAUCUUCCAUUACACAGUAGUUAUCGGUGUUACUGUCGUAGGGUUCAUUUGUACUACUUUGGUGAAAAUACUUAUUAUGAGGGCACGAAAUCAUGUAACCAAAGACGAUGAAGCCGCGUCUCUUAGAGCAGCAGCAUUAGUUGCCAUCUUUUCGUUGCUAUUUGUUUGCGUCCCCAACGUGCUGAUACUUUGUCUCCGUUCGCAUCUACGAAGUGAAUCAAUGGUUGUCUUAUCCGCUUACACCAACUGCUUCUUCUGUGCUCGAGCGCUGUUAGACGUUGUUGUGUACUUAAUUGUGGACGUGGAAUAUCAACGUUUCGUCAUUAAGUGGUUACAAACUGCGCGCAGAAACAGAGCUGAAAGUUCAAAGUGUAUAUAG
Enterobius vermicularis (human pinworm) is the source of this 747-nucleotide messenger RNA. The record is from the annotation of a GenBank genome assembly. Lineage: Eukaryota; Metazoa; Nematoda; Chromadorea; Rhabditida; Oxyuridae.